CUGCGGGAGAUGCUCCAGUGCCCCGUGUGCUACUGCAUGAUGGCCCCGCCCAUCACGCAGUGCCAGCAGGGCCACGCGCUCUGCUCGAGCUGCUACGCCUGCGUGGGCAAGUGCCCGACGUGCCGCGUGGAGCUGCCCGAGGCGCCGAUCCGGAGCCUGGCCCUCGAGCAGCUCGCGGCGAGUUUGCGCGUGCCGUGCAAGCACGCGGCGCGCGGCUGCGGCCUCGAGCUC
This is a messenger RNA of Aureococcus anophagefferens, 231 nucleotides long. RefSeq lists its product as hypothetical. The annotation marks the transcript as partial. NCBI's taxonomy places the organism in Eukaryota, Pelagophyceae, Pelagomonadales, Pelagomonadaceae. The transcript has a single exon. Gene Ontology annotation, molecular function: ubiquitin protein ligase activity. Gene Ontology annotation, cellular component: cytoplasm. The record is from RefSeq and is a predicted model, not a curated record.